Messenger RNA from Closterium sp. Naga37s-1, 1122 nucleotides. The record is from the annotation of a GenBank genome assembly. NCBI's taxonomy places the organism in Eukaryota, Viridiplantae, Streptophyta, Zygnematophyceae, Desmidiales, Closteriaceae.
AUGGAAUGGGAUGGUUAUGAGCAGCAGCAGCAGCACCAGCAGCAGCAGCAGCAGCCGAUCAGCGCUUCAAUGCUGAUGCUGCAACACUACCAGAAUGCUGGAGCCUUACCCACUGGCGGCAGGGACCAUUUCCCCUCAGUCAUCUUUCAGCAACAGCAUUCCUUCUCCAGCAUCCCCCAGCAACGGCAACACCCCUUCUCUCUGCAAGAUCCACGCGCCUCGUCUUAUCCUCCUGGUCAUCUUAUUCCUCGCCCACCAGGCGAGAUCGUCAGUCCUGCUGUCUACUCGGGCGUUGCAGCAUCCAUUCCUGUUGAGGCAACCCAUGGUGUUUCUGCACGCGCAGUUGCAGCACACGGCGAGGUUCUUGGAGCACCAAUCCCCACAUCAGAACGCCAGCAGCAGCAGCAGCAGCCAGCAGCCUAUGAUCCAGCUCUCUUUUCCCCUGCCGUUGCAUUUCCUGCCGCGUUUCAGCCUAGAGGUCUGGCCGUUUCAUCUGCAGCAGCUGCUGGCAUGCGGCCCAUGGUCGGAAUGGGAUCAGGCGCUGGUGGUGGUGCUGCUGCUGCCUCUGUUAAUAAUACCACAGCUGUUUUUCAACUGCCCAAUUUCCAGCUCCCCGGUUUUCAGCUGCCCGGGAGGCCUCGCCCACCGCCACCUGUCAUCACGCACACGUGGUCCGGGCGAACGCUGCUGCAGCCUGCUGCCUCGGCCUGCUCCCCUGCUGCCACUGCUCGUAUUCCGAUGCGCUUUGUUCCAACUGCUGCACCUGGCAUUGAUUCGUUUGAGGAUGAUGCAGUAUCUGCAUCUUCGUCAUUUCCGUACCCUGGAGAUAUAGGGAUUGGCGGAAACACUAUUGUAGCUGCCACUGGUGGUGGUGUGGCUUCAGGGCAUAGCGGCAGUGUGGGAGCAGUAGCAGCAGCAGCAGCAGCAGCAGCAGCAGCAGCAGCAGCAGCAACGGCAACAGCGACAGCAACAACAACUGAAGUUAUUGCUGCUGCCACGUCUGCUGAUACUGCUGCAGCUGUCCUUCAGCUGUCCCUCAGCUGUCCCUCAGCUGUCCCUCAACUGUCCCUCACAUGUCCCUCACAUGUCCCUCACGUGUCCGCUCCCUGGGUGUCCCUCUGA